Molecule: messenger RNA, 630 nt
Organism: Ectocarpus siliculosus
Lineage: Eukaryota; Phaeophyceae; Ectocarpales; Ectocarpaceae
Source: the annotation of a GenBank genome assembly
AUGCUGCGCCAGGUCGUCAAGGUCCUCACCGACCCCACCAGCGCGGGGCUAGGUGGGCGUCCGGAUGAGCCGCUGCUGCUGGUGCAGAAACUAGCACUCGACGAGACGGAUGCUAUCUUCGGCGCCUUCGAACCCAGGUUCCUGGGCUACGCCGCGGACGCCGGGUCGUGGAGCCCCCUUCCUGGCGGCUUCAGCCGUUGGUUGGCGAGGUACCACAGGGUUGCCUUGCACGGAAGUCGGCCGGUUCUGGCUACUGUCCACGGCGACGACGUGUGCGCCUUGGAGAAGGAGCUAUAUCUGGGGGUCAGGGUGCCGUCGGAGGCGGGCGGUGUAACGCCGAACGACAUUAUCGACAGCAUCGCGGAGGAGCCCCCGGCGUCGGCGUCGGCCGGAUUUCGGCGCCAGGCCACAAACGAGCGCGGCAAAGUUUCGAUACCUGCCGAUCGGGUUCGGGAAACUCGCAGCGGCCUCCCGCACACGGCGUACAUCGACGCCGCCAGGCGGCAGCCCGAGGUCCUAAUAGAGACCUGCCCGAUCGACAGGGCCGGCAGUCAGCUACGACUUGCUGUAUUCCAGGGCAACACCUUAGACAGAGACCCCAGAACCAAGAUCUGGAAGCAGAUGACGUAA